UUUAAGUAGACCCUAAUGACGAUACUUUUGUUGUUGUUUCACAAAAAUAACAGACAGUCUUUGUUCCUUGAAGACAAAACGGUGUAUUGUAUUGUCGUCGGGUGGUUUAUGGUUACCCGACCCUACCGCGGGGCUUUGUCUCGUUAAGUCAACCCUAAUCGGACAUAAUGUCUUUCAUUUGUCUCAUUGAAGGGGGAGGGGAGUGAAAGUAAAGAGGAAGAGAGGGGGAUUUAACAUUCACGAAAAAGGCGACACCAACAGAGAAUGCACGAUGGAUAAAAACGACCCGUCCAGGCUGACAUAGCAACAUUACCUCAACCAAUGGCAUGAGUUUGGGGCAGGACUAUCUGUUUGUUCGACCAAUAACAGAAGGAGGGUGUAUUCGGAAAGCUGUUUGAAAACAUGAGCAGAGGUGAGGAAGAGGAGGAAGAACAGAGGCGGGAGAGGGGGGAGUCAGGUCGUUUGUAUAGCUUGUGCCCCACUGGGAAGAAGUUCCGGAGCAAGCCUCAAUUGGCUCGUUACCUUGGCAACUCCAUGGAUUUCAGUUCCUUUGAUUUCCGCACAGGAAAGAUGCUCAUGAGCAAGCUGAACAAAAACAGACAGAGACCCCGAUAUGACAACAAUAGCCAGACUAAGAGCAAACCCGACCUAAACACAUCCCUCCCAGUGCGACAGACUGCCUCCAUCUUCAAACAGCCUGUCACAAAAGUUACCAACCACCCCAGCAAUAAGGUCAAGACUGACCCACAGAAGGCUAUUGACCAACCUAGACAGCUUUUUUGGGAGAAGAAGUUGAGUGGCCUCAAUGCCUUUGACAUAGCAGAGGAGCUGGUGAAAACAAUGGAUCUACCUAAAGGCUUACAAGGAGUUGGCCCAGGGUGCACAGAUAAGACCCUGUUGUCAGCCAUUGCCAGUGCACUACAUACCAGUGCAGCUCCUAUCACAGGCCAGCUGUCUGCCGCUGUGGAGAAGAACCCGGGAGUUUGGCUUAACACGGCUCAACCUCUCUGUAAGGCCUUCAUUGUCACAGAUGAGGAUAUUAGAAAGCAGGAAGAGCUUGUGUACAGCGUUCGGAAGCGACUGGAGGAGGCUCUGAUGGCCGACAUGUUAGCUCACGUGGAGGAAACGUCCAAUGACGAAGAUGCUGUCAAAGAGGAGGGAAAUUGUAAUGAUGACAAGGAGGAAGUAUAGCAAAGGGCAUUCGAAUGUGUCUGAAUUAUCUGCAGAUUUCCCAGCACAGUCACACUACAGCCAGAUGCUCUACUGAUCAGCAAACCAUGUUACCAUGAAACAUCUCCCAGCCUUACUGAAUAUCCAUUUGCGCCCACAAGUUGGGAUCUCACAAAGACUGUUGCUCGGUUUUCAGGCUUAAUGCUUUUUCUGUUUUGUAAUUUUUAUUUUUUGAAGAUUUUAGUAUUUUCUAAAAAACCAAAAUGUUGAAAAAAUGUUGCAUUUGGUGAACUAUCCCUCUAAAGGAAAGAUUGUGCAUUGAGUAAUAUUGCAAAGGUGUUUUCAAAGGAGGGUGUAUUUGGAUUUGAUAUGGAAAAUGACAAUCAAGUCAAAAAUACAAUCCUCGAGUUUUAGUGGUUGCUAAAAAUACAAAACACAGCUGACAAAAAAUCUGUGGAUGCAUGCCCAUGUCUUUGAUUAAUAUAGAUUUGUAAGUAAAGGGGUAAGAGACGGACCAAACAAGUGCAUCCAAAGUAGUUGAUAUGUUUUAAGCUUCAUUGAAGAGAUAACAGUGUUUUUUGAUAAAUGCAUUGACUUCUAUCCCAAUAUCAAUCAAAUUCAGUAUUAUUCAGUUAAAUAGGUUCAUAUUGGUUCAAAUUUAGUUCAAAAGUUUUAGUAUUAUCCACAAUGCCACACAUUUUAUAAUGUUGUCUCAAGGGAAGUGAGGCAUUGAUAAAGAUAUUCAUAGUUACAAGGAAUCUUAUGGUGCAGAGAUGGCCGAUCCCAAUCUCAUAUGGUGCUUGUUAAAAUUGCCUGUUUUUUAUAAGCUACUCAUACUUGACACUGAAUAACAUUUCCAUAGGAAAAAAAAAACCUCUGAAUUUGGUAUUGAAAUGUGAAUGGUGAUUCAUACAAUGUGAUGUGUAAACAUCAUCCUGUGAGGCAGCAAUUGAAAAACACAUUGCCAGGUGGAAAGUGUUUUGCAAAAGAUCUAUUCCAUGUUUUGGUCAUUGCCCACAUCAACACGCUAACUGCCAUGUUUACUUGUGCAUUUCUCUAAAUAAAAUGUUCCUGU
This is a messenger RNA of Xyrauchen texanus (razorback sucker), 2245 nucleotides long. RefSeq names its product methyl-CpG-binding domain protein 3-like. Lineage: Eukaryota; Metazoa; Chordata; Actinopteri; Cypriniformes; Catostomidae. The record is from RefSeq and is a predicted model, not a curated record. The coding region runs from base 403 to 1191 and encodes 262 amino acids. The transcript has 9 exons. Gene Ontology annotation, molecular function: DNA binding.